Malassezia pachydermatis is the source of this 717-nucleotide messenger RNA. Its product is annotated as ras-domain-containing protein. Gene Ontology annotation, cellular component: endosome. The transcript has 5 exons. NCBI's taxonomy places the organism in Eukaryota, Fungi, Basidiomycota, Malasseziomycetes, Malasseziales, Malasseziaceae. The coding region runs from base 1 to 717 and encodes 238 amino acids. Gene Ontology annotation, biological process: regulation of endocytosis. Gene Ontology annotation, molecular function: GTPase activity; GTP binding. The record is from RefSeq and is a predicted model, not a curated record.
AUGGAACUGAGUGCCAAAGAGGACCUUGGCUCUUAUGACUAUCUGUUAAAGACCAUUGUACUAGGCGAGUCAGGCACAGGCAAAAGCUGCCUGACGCAUGCUUUUGUGCAUGGCAAGCCCAAGACGCGUACCACACAUACGAUCGGAGUAGAUUGUAUGAGUCGCCUUAUUGAGGUCGGAUCGACGAAUAUCAAGUUGCAGAUAUGGGAUACGGCCGGCCAAGAACGGUUUAGGUCAGUGACGCGUGGGUACUAUCGCGGCACAGCGAUUGUCUUGUUGGUGUACGAUAUCACGAAACGGGAUACCUUUACGUCUCUCACGACAUGGUUCGACGAUGUGCAUGCACUCACAUCGCGGCAUACGGUCGUCGUGCUUGUUGGCACCAAAUUGGAUCGGGAGAUGGACGAACGUGAAGUGGAUUUUCUGGAAGCGAGUCAUUGGGCCGCACAGCAUGGAGCACUGUUUACAGAAGUAUCGUCGUUCACAGGCGAAAAUGUACAAGUGCCAUUUGAGCUUGCCGCGCGUUCGCUCCUUCUAGGCAUUGAGGCAGGUCGAAUCAACCCUGAUGAGGCUGAUACAGGCAUCUUUUAUGGCGGACCAUCUACCUCGCGAGGUAGGAGCCACUUUAGUUUGGCGGAUACCAGUCUGGCGUCGGACGAUUGGCGCAGUAGCGAUCUCACUGCGACGCCCAAGACACGGCGUGGCUGCUGUACAUGA